AUGGUACUAUGUGCUGUAGGGAAGUUAUUUGAUGGAACCAUCACCCUAAGAUGUUCGAUAGAGAAAGAUCAUGCCGAUAGUUUUAGACAGCUCCCAAAUGUUGUCCACAAUGGCCAUUUUAUGGUUGUUAUGCAUAAGGAGCUUAAUCUAGAGAUUUCCCUGCUGGUUAGCAAGGAUGAAUAUGCAACGCAAGUGACUAUUUUUGGACUUCAUAUCUUCAUCAAUGGAGUGAAUGACUUUCUCCUUGGUCCGUGGCCAUCCAUAACAAAUAAUGCAAAGGACCUAGUUCCAACAAUGCUACCAGAGGAUGAAGAUAUGAAACAGAGAAGUACUUCCGCAAAAGUUAUCAAACAACUAUGGCUUCAAUGGGAGGAAGCAUCAGACAAGCCAAUAGACCAUGUAGUGUUGUCCAAACUGAAGCAGUUCAGGAUAAUAUGCAAUCUCAUGAAACCAACAAUAACGGUCACUGCAGCAGAUUUUUCAGAAGAAGAAAUCAAGUAUCUAAAAUAUGUGUUCGCCAGCAUGGAUACAAACAGCAGUGGAACAAUAACUUAUGAAAGAAUAAAAGCUGGAUUGGCUCGACUUGCUUCAAAACUUUCAGAAGCUAAAGUCCAACAACUCAUGCACGCUAGUGUUUUGAAGUUUGAGGGCUCCUUUGAUUGGAUAACACUGUUUUUACUUCAAGACAAAAUACAUGAUGCAACUUCACACUUAGCUAGAUUGAUCUCAUUGUGGUCAGAUGGUGAUCCUAAUUGUACUGUUAUGUUUCUAGUACCUAGAUGUCAGGCAGAACUAUGGGAAGAGAAAAUCAACUAUCCUACUGUUGUUUUGUAUUUACUGUUUUCUAUUGACAAGGUCAAGCGGAUAUUGCUGCAUUUUCUGCUUUACUCGAACCUUGAGGACAAGGUUCUUUUUUAG
Nicotiana tabacum (common tobacco) is the source of this 918-nucleotide messenger RNA. NCBI's taxonomy places the organism in Eukaryota, Viridiplantae, Streptophyta, Magnoliopsida, Solanales, Solanaceae. The record is from RefSeq and is a predicted model, not a curated record.